Messenger RNA from Wallemia ichthyophaga EXF-994, 2073 nucleotides. RefSeq names its product ENTH domain-containing protein C19F8.03c. The coding region runs from base 1 to 2073 and encodes 690 amino acids. Gene Ontology annotation, biological process: clathrin-dependent endocytosis; vesicle budding from membrane; clathrin coat assembly. Gene Ontology annotation, molecular function: 1-phosphatidylinositol binding; clathrin heavy chain binding; phosphatidylinositol-4,5-bisphosphate binding. NCBI's taxonomy places the organism in Eukaryota, Fungi, Basidiomycota, Wallemiomycetes, Wallemiales, Wallemiaceae. Gene Ontology annotation, cellular component: clathrin-coated vesicle; clathrin-coated pit. The transcript has 6 exons. The record is from RefSeq and is a predicted model, not a curated record.
AUGUCCUCUGCCAACAAGCUCGUUAAAGCAGCAACAAAGCCAAAGAAUCAUUUACCAAAAUCUAAAGUACUUGAACCAAUCAUUUCUGCUUCCUUCACAGAUCAAGCUACUCUAUCGGAUAUCCUACGCGCCCUCUCGGAUAGACUCCGUGAACCAAAUUCUAUCAUCGUUUUCAAAUCCCUCGUUAUUGCCCACUCUCUAUUCAGAAAUGGCGAUACUGAUAACAUCUUAGACCUUCUCUCUCAUCACGAUCACCUCAAGUUACGUAGAGUCGCUUCCAUUGACUGGGAUGGUCGUACUACUCCGCAGAACAUCCAAGCUUAUGCAACUUACUUGGAUUUACGCAUAAAAGCUUAUCGUGAUCUUAAACACGACGUUAUUAAAGUUCAAUCUGAGACAAGGGGCUCUUCCGCUAACAGCCGACGUCCACGAUCUUCCUUUGAUCCAACUGGCAGACCUUCUCAAUUACGGUUACUUACUGUUGAAAAGGGUCUCCUACGUGAAGUCAAGCAUGUCCAGAAGCUAAUCGAUUCUAUUACUGCUUGUAGAUUCUUCCUCGAUGACCUUGAGGAUGACGUUACUGUUGCUGCUCUCCAACUCAACGUAAAGGAUCUUCUUCAACUUUUCACUGCACUUAAUGAGGGCGUUAUUAACGUUCUUGAAUCUUACUUUGAAAUGAGUAAGGUUGACGCUACUGAAGCUUUAUCUAUAUACAGAACUUUCUGUAGACAAACCGAAAGUGUUGUUCAGUACCUCAGUAUUGCUAGACGCCUUCAUAAUGUUCUAAAUGUUAUGGUACCAAAUAUCAAGCAUGCACCUCUAUCUUUGUAUGGUGCUUUAAAGGAGUAUUUGGAAGAUCCUAACUUUGAGCAGAACAGAAUUGAGUAUAAGCAUAAUAAAUCUGUCAUUGAUGGUGAAUCUGGUAGUUCAAAUCGUGCAAGUCAUACUAGUUAUCAACCUCCUCCUAAAGCACCUUCACCACAAUCUCAAUCUCAAUCACAACCUCAACCUCAACCUCAACUUCAGACUAAUAAGGCACUUCCAGCAGCAGAAGAUUUCCUAGAUUCUAUUGAAAGUGAUAAUGGUGGUAACAUGAAUGAAUAUCAACAACCUUAUCCUCAACAACAGAUGCCAUCACAAAACAUUCAACAACAAUCAUCAUUCUUCCAACCACAACAAUCCUUUAUCCAACCACAAAAUACAGGAUUCUUACCAUUUGCGCCACCACAAACCAUUCAACCACAAUUUACUGGAUUUGGUGUGCAGAAUCCAUACCAGCAACAAUUACAAACUCAAAUGCAACCACAACAGCAACAGCAACAGCAACAAUUACAACCACAACCACAACCGCAAUCACCAUUUACACCUUUACAGCAACAACAAACAGGCAUUCAACAACUCCAACCACAAGGGACAGGUAUGGGUAUUCAACAGACAGGUCUACAAACUCAAACAACAGGAUUUAAUCCAUUUAGGGCAUCUUUAAUGCCUAUGCAGACUGGUAACACGUAUGGAGAUGGACAACAGAAUGCCAAUAACCCAUUAAGAACGCAAUUUCAAUCUCAGAUACCUACUCCACCUCAAACUGUUAAGCCAGUUACAGCGCAAAAAACUGGAUCACGCAACCCAUUUUCUAAUGGCUUACAGGACAGACCUCAACAAGUGAAUUCAUUUUCUAAUGAUAAUGUAGGACCCACAUUGAACAGUCUUGCUUUCAAUGCUUUCAAUAAACAAGAGCAACAGCAACAGCAGCAGCAAAUGCAGAUGCAGCAAGAACAGCAAGCUUUUAACUCAUUUGGUAAUUUUGAUGUUGGAAACUUUGGAUUACAGCCGCAGCCCACAGGACUGCAAUCUCAAGCAACAGGAAUUCAAGCACAAAGUACAGGAUUACCAUCACAGACGACAGGACUACAAGGACAAAUGACUGGGCAAGGAAACUUAAGCAGCAAAAAGUUCCAACCAACGUCUUCAUUUGGAACAACAUUAGAAAAGCAAUUUGAUUUGAGCAACCCAUAUACCAACAAUGAUAGUAAUAAAACAAAUAACACUCAAAUAAAUCCAUUUAGAAUGUAA